CUUGUCUUGUGUUUGUAAAUUUUGUAUUUCAAAUCAAAUUAUUUGCGAUAAAACCCAGAAAUCCCUACUGGCAGGGUCAUUUCGAGAGACAAAUCUAGUAUUUGCAACAACCACUCAAGUUCGUUCCCAACUGUAACUUCCGAUAAAAACAUUUCAUAAACAUGAGUCGUAAAGAAGCCCUGUCCUCCUUCAUCCAGCAAAUCCACGGAAGACCAGUCGUUGUCAAGCUGAACAGCGGGGUCGACUAUCGAGGUGUCCUGGCCUGUCUUGAUGGCUACAUGAACAUAGCUUUAGAGCAAACUGAGGAGUAUGUGAAUGGACAACUCAAGAACAAGUACGGGGAUGCUUUCAUACGAGGAAACAAUGUACUCUACAUCAGCACACAAAAAAGAAGAAUUUAACUUGUAAGUUCUUAUUUAAUGUAUAUUUAAGUGUAAUUUGAUAAGGUUCUUGAAAUAAACUUUAAAGGUUA
Molecule: messenger RNA, 472 nt
Organism: Plutella xylostella (diamondback moth)
Lineage: Eukaryota; Metazoa; Arthropoda; Insecta; Lepidoptera; Plutellidae
Product: U6 snRNA-associated Sm-like protein LSm6
Biological process (GO): maturation of SSU-rRNA; mRNA splicing, via spliceosome
Cellular component (GO): U4/U6 x U5 tri-snRNP complex; nucleolus; P-body
Molecular function (GO): RNA binding
Source: RefSeq, a predicted model, not a curated record